UGCGCCUCGAUGGGGAGCGGGGGGGUGUGAGAUAGAGCGGGCCCCGCCCCCUUCCACCCUCAAGCCCCGCCCCCGUCGCCAUGGUAACCACGGGCUGAUCUCGGCGGGAAACUCGCGGUUCCGACCCGCGCGCCCCAUGUCCGUCCCGGAGCGCGAGGUGCUGCUGUCGGUGCAGCGGGCGCUGCCCGAGGAGCAGUUCGAGACGUUCAAGUAUUUCCUGGAGGAGCAGCUGCCGUUGUACCGGCUGCGCGCGGCCACGCGGCCCGAGCUGUGCGCGAUGCUGCUGCAGCACUUCCCGAACCGGGCGCUGCACGUGGCCGCCGAUGUGCUGCGCAAACUGCCCCGCCACGACCUGAUCCAGCGCUACCGGCUGCCCGGAGCCGGACACGAGCAGGUUACCGGUGCUGUCCCGCAGGUAACUACUGCUGGCGCUCAGGAUGCUGGUGUCCCUCAGCACGUCGUCGUUGACCCUCCGGAAUCUGCCGCGGACCCGCCCGGAUGCGGCGGCGGCCGGCUGCUGUCGGAGCGGGACCUGCUGCGGGUGGCGCAGCUGCUGGGCCACGAGUGGCAGGAGGUGGGAGUGCUGUGCCUGGGGCUGCCGCGCUGCCGCCUGGAGCAGAUCCAAGAGAACAACCCGCACCGCACCGCGCUCUGCAGCUUCGAGAUGCUGCGGGACUGGAGGCGGAGGGAGGGGGCUGCAGCCACGGCCCCGCGGCUGAGAGACUGUCUGCAACACGCACAGCUCGACCCCGAGGUGUUCGAUCUGCUGCAACAGAUGUAGGACGGGACUGUGAGGGAGUUGGGAUGGGAUGGGAAUAGGAAUGGGAUGGGAUGGGGGG
This is a messenger RNA of Coturnix japonica (Japanese quail), 839 nucleotides long. RefSeq lists its product as uncharacterized. Gene Ontology annotation, molecular function: protein binding. Gene Ontology annotation, biological process: signal transduction. NCBI's taxonomy places the organism in Eukaryota, Metazoa, Chordata, Aves, Galliformes, Phasianidae. The record is from RefSeq and is a predicted model, not a curated record.